Lobosporangium transversale is the source of this 2942-nucleotide messenger RNA. RefSeq lists its product as hypothetical. The transcript has 3 exons. The record is from RefSeq and is a predicted model, not a curated record. NCBI's taxonomy places the organism in Eukaryota, Fungi, Mortierellomycota, Mortierellomycetes, Mortierellales, Mortierellaceae. Bases 384 to 2942 code for a protein of 852 amino acids.
UUUUUUUUCUUCUUUACCCCCGCCCAGCUGGAAUCAUCCAUUGUUUUCCACAUUGAGCUAACAAAUAAAUAGAACGGGGCAUCCCUACUUUUUUUUGUUCUUCUCGGUUCGUCUUCGUGGGCACAUCUCUCUUCUCAACUAUUGACUGGCCUUUGACCAUUUUACCUUGACCUCAACACAUCAUCAAGCUCCAUCUUUUCUUCUCCAAUCAUUAUUACCGUCAUCAAUUCAACAAAUCUUUUUUCUAAUCCAUGUCUGCAUAUUGCUUAGACUGAUUCUUCCAAUCCCUCUCCCCCUUCAGACUAUUAUUACUACAGCCAUUUCCUUGUCCUGGUCCUUCCCCUUGUUGUCUAAUCUCGCUGACCAUCACCUUUAUAAAGAGGAUGGAUCUUCCACGACACUAUAAAAGCAGCUGUAAUUCGUCUUGCAGGUCAGACCUCCCACCUUCUCAUUCAGCGUCUAGGUUACAAAUCGAGGCAGUAGUUUGUUCUAGCACUCAACAACCACCAUCUACAUUUUUCCCUUUUCAACCACCAUCCUCACUGACUAGCCCAAUCAUGUCGCCGAGCUGUCGUGAUUCUCUUCGUAGUCUUCAUGGUAGCCCUAGAGUUUCAAAAGCGACUGAUCACCACCAUCAUCACAAUCUUCAUCGUCGUCAUCCUCAAGUAACACAUCGACAUUGUAGCCAAGACAUAUUGCAUUGCGAUCCCCAAAAUCCAUGCAUUGAUCAUCAUGCUACUGCCCCAACCACUGGUUGCAUUUCCUAUAAGACUAUCGAGCAAUCAUCACAUCUUGAUACAGAGCAGAACUCCCUUGAUUAUGAUCAUAACGACCAGCCCCAGCGACAAGAGCAACAUCAACAGGUCACAUCUCAUACUAUCAGAGAGCACUCGCCUUCUCCGCCACAGCAAGCACCACAGAUGCACCCCGACGCUCAUCGUACGUCAUCCCUAAAAUCCGGUCCGCGGAGCAACGACAACAAUGAGCAACAAAGACAUUCUUUUAUUUUUGCCCAAUUAAAAGCCAACCUUCAAGCCGCUCCGAAGAAGCGGCCUACCAUUACUACAUCCCAGCUUUCGCGGCCUAUAAGACGGUCGUCAGAAAGCAACAAUACUACUACAUCGGCGCCACUGCCUUCGCUUUAUAAAACAUCCACAGAGAACACUGUUGAUGACAGCCAAUAUACAGCAGGCAUUAGGGGUCCUUCAUUGUGGACUCCAAUUGCUGCUACACCCACGCUGUUUGGUAUACCAUGCUCAGCUGCAGGGCAGAGAGCAUACUCGAACCACAACUCUGAUAUCGAGAGAAGCUUUCUGAAACUACAAGACGAAGAUAGCGGAAAGGUCAAUCAUCGAACAAUAGCAUUUUCAACCCAUCUGACAAUAUCACGCUGGGAGCCUAUCAACAUGACUUUUUCCUCGGAGGAUCGUACAACAACAGGGGCAUCCCCUUUCGCCAAGAAGUUGGACGAUCAGCAGCAGGCACGACAACAGCAGCAUCGGGAUAACCCUGUUUAUGCUGCACGUCUCAUAACUUUGGCUAAUUUUAUCCGCCACAUCAUCUCAUUGAGUUCUGGUAGCUCCCCGCUUCAUUCAGGAUUGGUACAGCAAAGAGGUCAUGAAUUACAGCGACAACAAAAGAUUCAAAACUGCAGACCAAUAAAUACUGCUGCUACAUACAGUAAUGCUUUUAAUAGUAUUAGGGCGAAUCGGGAUUUGCCUUCGCCGUCUUCACCUUCCUCAACAGGGCCUGGACCCAUCAAGUCAAACUCACUAUCGGCACGGAGACAUCGCUUUUCUGCCGAUUAUAAUGAUCACCAUGCACGUCGUCAACAACAACAGCAGCAGCAGCAGCAGCAGCAGAGGCAACAAGGUUUGGCACAUGAUAGAGUGAGUUUCGAACAUCUGCAGUCUCCCCAACAAUCCUCAUGGCAACAACAUCAGGACUCUGUGCUUCUAGACCAUCCAUCCGAAGCCUAUACUCAUCAACUACCGACUCCAACUUCGCCGACAUUUGUUACAGAUCGUCAUAUGCCACAAGAGCAGCAGAAACGACAGCGAUUAUACAACACUAACGCGGCUCUGCCUUCAAGUCCGAUCACUCCAAAUCCUACUUUGCCAUUGGUUCAAAUUCCAUUCCCAAAUCUGACGCUUACUCUUGCACUCAUUUACGUGGACCGGUUGAAAGCUAAAUAUCCCGAUGCCAAAGGAGAGGCAGGAGUCUCACAGAGAUUAUUCUUGGUUGCAUAUAUCCUUGCUGCAAAAUACCGCUGCAGUGUCGAGCUCGCAGCCCUGUUGCAGGAAUAUAAUAAUCACAUCAUAGCGGCAGCAACAGCAGUAGACCAGAGCAAAGAUUUAGAGUUGGCGCUGAAGUUGAGCAGGAAUGGAUAUGGGGAUGAUGAAAUCAAUGAUGAUUUCAGCAACAACAGCAAACACAACAUUCCUGCAGGUGUAGAUGUAAACCAGAGUGAUAAGGCGCUGAGCAUGAUUGAACGGAGGAUCGACGAAGCCCGGUCACGCGCACAACUUAUCUUUUCAAACUAUGAGUGGGCUCGACUUUUGAGUCUUGGUUCAUUUUUUAAUCCACAAAGCCUGUUGAAUCCAAAUCAGGCACCGCCACCGCCACCAAUUCUGUCAAGUGAUGCACUGAACCUUGAUUCUUCUGUUGACUAUAAAAAAUCAGACCCUGACUCUGUGCUCACAGCUUUACCUUCACCUUCACCUUCGCCCACGCCCACGCCUACGCCCACCCCCUCGCCCUUAGCUAAGCCCACAUCCAUGUUGUCAACUAUUCCCUCAGCUACAUCUGUGACGAUCUUGCAAGUUGAGGACCUAGAUCGGAUGGAGGCCGAAUUUUUGACUUUUUUGGAUUUUGAUUUGUCAACCAAGAGUCAGGACCUUGAAACCUGUUGGAACCUUCUUGUUGGGAAAAAUAGCCCUUGA